AUGUCUGCCAUUUUCCUCAUGGUGAACCGCAUUUUGGGAACAGGUGUUUUCUCAACGACUUCAACGAUCCUGAGCCAAAGUGGAAGUGUCGGGAUGAGUAUCAUAUAUUGGGUCAUUGGAGGAUGUGGCUUUGCUGUCUAUGCAGAAUUUGCUAUGGCCAUGCACCGUAAUGGCGGUGAGCUCAAUUACCUGCAGUAUGUGUACCGCAAGCCGAAGUACCUGAUUGCAUCCAUGUACGCCGCCCAGGCCCUUCUCUUGGGUCAGGCGGCAGGUAAUGCCAAUGCAGCUGGCCAAUACUUUAUCCGUGCUGGAGGAGGGGAGACGACAGAAUGGAACUCUAAAGGUAUCGGUGUCGCUGUGAUUCUCGCGGCCCUUUUCAUGCAUGGGACCAUGCUUAAGUGGGGUUUAAUGUUCCAGAAUGCGAUUGGUACCUUUAAGGUGGUUAUUCUAUUCUUGAUCGUCAUUACUGGUUUUGUGGCGUUGGGAGGUUAUACCAAGGGCCCGAAGCCAUAUAACUUUGACAAUGCGUUUGAAGGUACACGCAACGAUAUCUACGGUGUUUCAUCGUGUAUCUACAAUGCAAUUUGGAGUUAUGUUGGCUAUUCGAACCUCUUUUAUGCGCUGGGCGAAGUGCGCAAUCCUGCUCGAACUAUGAAGAUCGCGGGCAUUGUGUCACUUAUUACAUUGACCAUCCUCUACGUGUUGUGCCAGGUCGCCUACUUUGCUGCUGUGCCCCGGGAUGUAAUUCUGAACAGCAAGCAAAUUAUCGCGGCGGAGUUCUUCCGCUACAUGUUUGGCGAGAGCUCGGCGAAGGCCCUGUCUGUAUUUGUCGCACUCUCGGCGGUCGCGAAUGUCUUUGCGGUUAUCUUCGCCCAGGGACGCCUCAAUCAGGCGCUUGGUCGCGACAAUAUUAUUCCCUUCGCAAAAAUCUUCGCGUCAAACCGGCCCUUCAACACGCCCCUCGCAGGUCUAUCCUGGCAUUCCAUUGUGACUCUCAUUCUCAUGUUGGCGCCACCUCAGGGCGACGCUUACAACUUUGUAUUAAACCUGUCGUCGUACCCCUUAAAUGUGGUCAACUUCUUCGUUGGCAUGGGUCUAUGCUUGACCUAUCUCCCUGACUCGUCGCGUUUCAAGCUGUCUUGGCUCCGUGGCUGGCGCCCCCCCUUCCGUGCUACCUUGCCGAUCGCCUUAUUCUUCACCUUGGUCUCUCUUUUUUUAAUUGUCAUACCAUGGAUUCCACCCAGCAACCCUGGCGAGGGUGAGUACAAAUCCAUGUGGUAUGCUCUAGCACCUGCCGUUGCCUUUGCCUUUUUCGCUGGAGGUGCUAUUUACUGGUUUGUGUGGUAUAUUUUCAUGCCGCGGGCUUUCGGUUACAAGGUGGUCGAGACCAAGACGACCCUGCUUGAUGGUACGCCUGUGACAGUCUUCGAUCGUGAACCUAAAUAA
Molecule: messenger RNA, 1446 nt
Organism: Malassezia sympodialis ATCC 42132
Lineage: Eukaryota; Fungi; Basidiomycota; Malasseziomycetes; Malasseziales; Malasseziaceae
Exons: 2
Coding region: 1-1446 (481 amino acids)
Biological process (GO): amino acid transmembrane transport
Cellular component (GO): membrane
Molecular function (GO): L-amino acid transmembrane transporter activity
Source: RefSeq, a predicted model, not a curated record